Messenger RNA from Ruditapes philippinarum (Manila clam), 2236 nucleotides. RefSeq lists its product as uncharacterized. The transcript is spliced from 5 exons. The record is from RefSeq and is a predicted model, not a curated record. Gene Ontology annotation, molecular function: calcium ion binding; cell-cell adhesion mediator activity. Lineage: Eukaryota; Metazoa; Mollusca; Bivalvia; Venerida; Veneridae. Gene Ontology annotation, biological process: dendrite self-avoidance; homophilic cell-cell adhesion; axon guidance. Gene Ontology annotation, cellular component: axon; plasma membrane. The coding region runs from base 1 to 1557 and encodes 518 amino acids.
AUGAAACAACUUAAAAAUGUCAUUGGCAUUGGCCGAAAACGCAGAGAAAUACUAUUUAAAUCUAAUGCACAGGUGCACGCAAAAUUUAUAAGAGCAAUAAGAGAUACUGACUUAAUUCAUGGAUCUGGAUUUGUUUUAAACGAAACUUUAGAUAUAUCUAACAAUAUUUCCGGUCAGGGUGUACAUAUACAUGAUGAUUAUGGGAGCAGAGUUCUCCUUUUUAAAGAAAAAUGUGUAAAGAUAUCGACUGUAAUGGAUUUCUUGAAGGAGGCAUCCGACAUUCUUCAUACUAUAGCUAAUGACUCAAUGCAAGUUAUAAUUGAAAUGUCUUCCAUUAGGGCUGAAUUGCAAGAAUUUUCAAGUGAUGCGUUGGUUGAUAACUUGACUUUAGAGAAUAUAGGCAUAAGCAAAGAAUAUGCUGAGAAAGAUUAUAAUUUGACCGACGAUGAUCUUGAGAAAGCUACCGAAGAAACAAAAGCAUCAAUUAAAGAUGAUCCUCUCCUUAAUGAAAUAAAUUCAGCUGCACAAUUGUCAAUGGAAAAUUUAGACGAAGAAAUGCAAUCUAUUGAAUCUAUUAACUUUUUUGACACCUGGAUGAUAGCUUUGGAAAAUAUGACACACGACUAUUUUGAUAAAACCGAUUGCAAAGGAUUUCAAGAUUGCACAUUGCAUUCUAUAUCAAUUCUCUACGAAUUAUAUGAGGAUGAGAAGGUACCAAAUAUUAGCAACAUCAAAAAUGCAAUUCUUGAUUUGGAAAGCGUGUUAAUAGAAAUGUUUCAGAACGAGUCACAAUUUCUGGCAGACUUGACCAUAGCAAUGCAGUCCAUCAAGACAAGCGUCUCAUUCUUAUAUGAUGCUAAUCCCUUUUGCUCAGUUGCACCAACCUUUCUGACAAUUUUGAAAAGCCAAACGCUGCUUUUGUCAUCGGAGGCGGUAUUCAUUUGCAAUGCGACAGGCAAUCCGAAUCCAUUAUAUUGGUGGCUUAAGAAUGAAGAGUUUCUGCAGAAUGAACAUCAAAGGCGUUUAUUAAUUGCAAAUGUAUCUACAACAGACAAUGCUACAUACACAUGCAUUGCAGGAAAUGUUGUGGCAAACAUAACAUCUAAUAAGGCAUAUCUGCAUGUAAUAGAAUACGAUGACGACGAAUGUGAAGCAGAAAACGGGGGUUGCGAACAUUUGUGUAGCAAUACGAUUGGAAGCUUUGAAUGUAGUUGCUUAACAGGAUACGUAUUAAACGAGGACAUGCUUACUUGUUCAGCGGUACCUAAAGAAAAAGAGGACUUUGGAUAUAGCGGAAUACGUGACAUAGUAUUGGCUGUGUCAGUCUCCCUGCUGGGUACAGCUGUAUUGAUAGCCGCUAGCCUCAUUGUAUACUUUAAAGUCAGCAAAAAUAAAGUGAUGCCAGGCUCUACUAAGAGCAACAUCGCCGCAAAAGGCCUGCCAGAAAUGAAGGUCGUCCCUGACGGACCUGUCGUAGAAGUUGAUAGUACGCUAGGGCCGAAAAAGACAACAUUCAGUAGAUAUUUCAACGUCAACAAAAUUGGACCAACUGAAUAGCAAGAGAACAAUCGGCUGAAACAUGUGCCUCUUUGAAAUGUUAUACAUAUAACCAGACUUUGAUCUUUAAUUUAAUUAAGUUGUAUAGAAUUUGACUAGAAAAAUUAUUACUCAAGAUUAAUAUGAACGUUAUGUUUGUGCAACUUGUGUAUGUAUAAAAAUGAUAAACGUACGAAUGACGCAUUUUCAAUCUUGUUAUGAUAGGAACAUAAUAGAAAUGUAUCUAACUAUUCGAAAUCGUAAUUCAUUGCAUUAUUUCUUAAUUUCAUGAAAAAAUGUUGUAAAGAUUAACAUUGCAUUUAAAUCACUAAUGUAUCGAUAUAACUUUUUCAUGAAUACGUUUUGAUGGAAUUGUAAUCGGAUAGCAUGUGCGUGUAUGUUGGCUAAAUUUAAAUUUAAAAUAGUUUUUGCGAUUCAAAAAAUUGUUGUGCAACCUGCCGAUUGACAAUCAACUAAAAAGCAAUCUAACUAUUGAGUAUUACUUACCUUAAAUGAUUCAAACUUGCAUUUUAAGUCUUUAUAUACGUUGAGCUGGAAAUUGUUUUGAACAUUAUUUACAGAAACAAACUUAUGUGCUUUGUUUCAAGACUUACCAAUUAGGCAGAUCAUAUGCUGAUUAAAGGAGCUGUAAGAAUAAAUUAUUAUAUUAAUCAAUGAUUAAUUAUCCCCCCCCAAUUAA